AUGUCCGCCAAAGUCAAGACCGGCCAGCUCUGGAACAAGAGCAAAGACGACCUCACGAAGCAGCUCGAUGAGUUGAAGACUGAGUUGGGCCAGCUCCGUGUCCAGAAGAUCGCUGGAGGUUCCUCUUCGAAACUCACCAGAAUUCACGAUCUCCGCAAGUCCAUUGCAAAGGUCCUCACAGUCAUCAACGCCAACCAGCGCUCACAACUCCGCCUCUUCUACAAGAACAAGAAAUACCUCCCACUUGACCUCAGAGCAAAGAAGACCCGCGCCAUCCGACGACGACUCACCGCACACCAGGCCUCCCUCAAGACUGAGAAGCAGAAGAAGAAGGAGAUGCACUUCCCUCAGAGGAAAUAUGCCGUCAAGGUAUACCCCCUCCGCAAACGACACUCGUUGACAAUAAGUGAACGGAGAGCAAUGGAGAUACUAACAUCGCUUCUUACUCAGGCAUAA
This is a messenger RNA of Trichophyton verrucosum HKI 0517, 456 nucleotides long. RefSeq lists its product as uncharacterized. Gene Ontology annotation, molecular function: mRNA binding; structural constituent of ribosome. Lineage: Eukaryota; Fungi; Ascomycota; Eurotiomycetes; Onygenales; Arthrodermataceae. Bases 1 to 456 code for a protein of 151 amino acids. The record is from RefSeq and is a predicted model, not a curated record. Gene Ontology annotation, biological process: maturation of LSU-rRNA from tricistronic rRNA transcript (SSU-rRNA, 5.8S rRNA, LSU-rRNA); translation. The transcript is spliced from 3 exons. Gene Ontology annotation, cellular component: ribosome; cytosolic large ribosomal subunit.